AUGAGUUUCCCUCACACAUCGACAUCGCCUUGGCUCAGUUCAAAGGUUGUCAUAUCAACUGCAGCGUUUGUUGGCAUCCUUGCUGGCGGAUAUUUUUAUUAUAAAAAACACCACCCUUCCAAGUGUGACCAGCCAUCUAGCAGCUCGUCUCGGUGUACCUUAUUCGCCUGUGAAACGUUGACAGAUUGCCUUAAUGCAGCCUCGGUCAAGGUGAGUUCUUUGUUUAAACCGGGACAAAGAGAAGCAGUCCAGUGUGCAUCAUUGCAUGAAACAGGUUCGCAAAAGUGCGAUCUUGCCUUUGCAAAGGAGAAAAAGGUUUUGGGAAACAAAUUCUUCUCGGAAGGGAAAAUGGCCGAGGCCAUCGACUGCUACUCGGAAUCGAUUUCGAAUCUUCCAGAUGGUUCCUAUGAACUUUCUAUAUGCUACUGCAAUAGAGCUGCAUGCUAUCUUUCACAGGGAAAUUACCAAAAAGUCGUCGAGGACUGCACUGUGGCAAUUAGAUGUUCUCCCCUCUAUUUAAAAGCUUACGAAAGACGUUCUCGUGCAUAUGAAUCACUUGGUCAAUUGGAAGAUGCCUUGAGCGACCUUACAGCUUGCUGCGUGAUCGAUGGGUUUUCAAAUCAAUCUUUCCCACAGCGGCUGGAAAAGAUCCUUCGCUCGCUAUCGCACACCCUUGCAACUGAGUUGAGUCAAGGGCUUCCCAGAUGUAUUUUUUCGCCUUUUAUUUUAGUUGCGCCAGAAAAGAAAGAUGCCGAUUCAUUGGUCGGAUCUCUUAACCGAGCGAAGAAAAUGAUAUCCGAUGGCUGCUGUGUGGAGGCCUUCACUUUACUGACCGAAAUUUCGGCAUCCAAAGCCGCCGUUUCACCGGAAAUGUGUGAUGAAAUCUCGUUUUAUCUUUCGGCUUUACUUUUCCUAAAAGGAUGUUUAGAUGAGUCUCUUUUUUACUACAACAAAAUAUCUACCGAUCGCCUUCCAAUUGCGCAUGUCAUUAGAUCGUCAAUAUUGCUUGAGCGCUCUCUGCUAGUCGAGGGCAAGGAGGAAAUAGAAAAGGCAAUUGCUACUGCAGCAAUUGCAGGUGCCAACCCUUCAAACCAGACCCUUGCUUAUCUUUACUACCAUCUUGGUGAAUGCGACGCAGCCCUUGGGAAUGCACUGGCCUCCAUUGCCGCAUACAACAAAGCGAUCAAAAUAGCUCCGGGUGUUAUCCAAUUUUACAUCCAUAAAUCACGCGCUUCAAUCGCGACAGGAAACAUCACGGAUGCCGAAAGUGCCAUUCAAGAGGCUCUUUCUAGAUUUCCAGGAAACCCUGAAGUUUUGAAUGCAUAUGGCGAGUUUUUAAUUCUCAAGGCAACCUCUUCAUCUCCCAUGGAAAUGCCAAACAAUGCAAACAUAUUUGACGUUGCACAAAAGACGCUCACCGAUGCGCUUUCGGUGUGUGCUGCACAAGGAAAAGAACCUAUGCCAUCGAUUUUCUUAAACCUUGCAAUAUUGACGCUAUACAUUUCCAAUGGCAAUGCUGCUCCCUCUUCGGCAAAUUCUGAGAACGAGCUUAAGGAACUUCGCCAGCAAGCCGUAGCUUUUCUUAGAAGGGCGAUUGAAAUCGACCCGCUUUAUGAUGCCGCUCAUAUCCAACUUGCCCAUAUUCUGAUAGCAAACGGCGAAAAUUCCGAAGCAAUCGAGCACUUUGACAAGGCAAUUGAAUCGUGCAGAUCAUACCAAGACAUUGCUCAAAUACUUUCUCUGAAGCUGGCCAGUAAGGCCCAAAUGCAAGCGUGCGCCGGAAAUCCGGAUCUCGAAGCGAAAAUCAGGUAG
Mitosporidium daphniae is the source of this 1812-nucleotide messenger RNA. Its product is annotated as subunit Tom70 of mitochondrial import receptor. Gene Ontology annotation, molecular function: protein binding. Lineage: Eukaryota; Fungi; Microsporidia. The transcript has 2 exons. The record is from RefSeq and is a predicted model, not a curated record. The coding region runs from base 1 to 1812 and encodes 603 amino acids.